UGAGCAAGGGUGGUCUCGAGUGCCAGUGUCACUUGUCGUGGCUUCGUGAAUGCCCACGAGCGCCGGUGCGCCCUCCCCAGCGGCUCGCGUGCAGCCGGCGGCGGCGGCGGCGGCGGGAUUUGCUUUGCACAACGACUUCUUUUUUCCUUUCUAAAACUUGUAGCUGGUCCGUUCAGACAUUUCCGUUAAUGCAGCUAUGCGUUUGCAGCAUCCCCACUCUCUCCCCGCAAUGAGAAUUGUCAGGCCUGCGUUCCAGUCCGGGUUGGCAGUAGGGAAUGACCUCUCUAAAUUCCUGUGUCCUCUGUAAAGUGAGAGGUUUUGGAAUAUUUAACAACCACGGUUCCUUCCAGGUACCACAGUUUUCUGAACCAAGUUUUACAUAGGCCUUUGUAUCCUUGGGAGACUAUGAAACAAGAUUCACAUAGAGGGCAACAGAAGAAGCAAAAGAGAUCAGGAAAUUGAGGCCCAUAGGACAAGAGUGACUUGCUCUGCCAUGAUAAUGCUAAUUUGUAUGUCAGAGCAGGUAUCCACCCAAGGUUCUUUUGUUACUCAGCAGGUGAAGCAUGAAUCAGAAGCUACUGAAGUUGGAAAACUUGCUACGAUUUCACACUAUUUGUAGGCAGUUGCACAGCUGGAGUCAAAGGAGACUCUUAGCAUGGUGGAAGCGUGGGUUUUCGCCGGUUUAUCCAGUGUGGACAGCGCAGCUGUGUGCCCAGCCCUGGCAGACGGACAUGCUCGCUGGUGCUGCUUUACAUCAGCACAGGCUUUUUGUAACAAAGAAGGAAAAAAGACCACCCAGAUCUCAGUUGUCUCCAGUGAAAUCUAAAAGGGAUGUAGAAGUGUGGGUCGGAAUGACUGUUGAAGAGCUAGCCAAAGCAAUGGCCAAAGACAUAGACUGUGUAUAUGAAGCUUUACUGAACACUGCCAUUGACAUUGAUUCACUGGAAGCAAACUCACACUUAGAUGAAGUCUGGAUCAAAGAAGUUAUAAAGAAGGCAGGAAUGAAGCUCAAAUGGAGCAAAUUAAAACAGGAGAAAGUAAGAGAAAACAAAGAUGCUGUAAGAAGGCCCCAGGCAGACCCAGCUUUAUUAACACCAAGGUUCCCGGUUGUUACUAUAAUGGGUCAUGUUGAUCAUGGGAAAACGACGUUACUUGACAAACUUCGAAAAACUCAAGUGGCAGCAAUGGAGGUUGGAGGCAUCACUCAGCAUAUUGGUGCCUUUCUUGUCUCUCUGCCCUCUGGAGAAAAGAUAACCUUUCUUGAUACUCCUGGACAUGCUGCCUUUUCAGCAAUGAGAGCCAGAGGAACUCAGGUCACUGACAUUGUCGUGUUGGUUGUAGCUGCAGAUGAUGGGGUGAUGAAGCAGACUGUGGAGUCUAUUCAGCAUGCCAAAGAGGCACAAGUUCCUAUUGUCCUUGCAAUAAAUAAAUGCGACAAAACAGAUGCUGAUCCUGAAAAAGUGAAGAAAGAGCUUCUGGCUUACGAUGUGGUAUGUGAAGAUUAUGGUGGCGAUGUUCAAGCAGUGCAUGUCUCUGCACUUACGGGAGAUAAUCUAAUGGCUUUGGCAGAAGCAACAAUUGCUCUUGCUGAAAUGUUGGAACUGAAAGCAGAUCCCACGGGUCCAGUGGAAGGAACAGUAAUAGAAUCUUUCACCGACAAAGGAAGAGGUCCUGUUACAACAGCUAUAAUUCAAAGAGGAACUCUGAGAAAAGGCUCGAUUCUAGUUGCUGGGAAGAGUUGGGCAAAAGUUCGACUCAUGUUUGAUGAAAAUGGAAAACCACUUAAUGAGGCCUAUCCCAGCAUGCCAGUGGGAAUCAUAGGCUGGAGAGACCUCCCUUCUGCAGGAGAUGAAAUUCUUGAAGUAGAAUCUGAGCCAAGGGCCCGAGAAGUUGUUGACUGGAGGAAGAUUGAGCAAAAAGAGGAAAAAGACAAAGAUGACCUGAAAAUAAUGGAAGAAAAGCGAAAGGAGCACCAAGAAGCACGUCGGCAAGCCCGUGCGAAGUAUGGCAGUCUGAACUGGAAGAAGAGGUCAUAUAUGAAGUACCUCGACAGAAAAGGACAGAGACCCGUGAAGCCCAAAGAAAAGGCAGAAAAGAACUCAAAUGUACUUCCUGUGAUUAUUAAAGGUGACGUUGAUGGGUCUGUGGAGGCCAUCUUGAACCUUCUGGAUACUUAUGAUGCUUCCCACGAAUGUGAACUAGAAUUAGUACAUUUUGGAUUGGGUGACAUUAGUGAAAAUGAUGUGAACUUUGCUGAGACAUUUGAUGGUGUUAUUUAUGGCUUUAAUGUGGAUGCAGGCAAAGCUAUCCAGCAAUCAGCUGCACAAAAGGGAGUUAAGAUUAAACUUCACAAAAUCAUCUACCAUCUUAUUGAAGAUUUGCAGGAGGAACUAAGCAGCAGAUUGCCCCCCAGGCUGGAGGAAUACUCAAUAGGUGAGGCUUGCAUACUAGCUACCUUCUCUGUAACAGAAGGAAAGAGAAAAGUUCCUGUGGCUGGCUGCAGAGUCCAAAAGGGACAGUUAGAAAAACAGAAGAAGUUUAAAUUAAUCCGAAAUGGACAAGUUAUUUGGAAGGGCUCAUUAACCUCAUUGAAACACCAUAAAGAUGACGUUUCAGUAAUCAAAACUGGAAUGGACUGUGGUCUUAGUUUAGAUGAAGAAAAAGUAGAAUUUAAAGUAGGAGAUGAAGUUGUUUGUUAUGAGGAAAAUGAAGUUCCAGCUAAGACUUCUUGGGAUCCAGGAUUUUAAAAGUACAAUAAAAAUGAUGUAUUGUUUCCUUA
Molecule: messenger RNA, 2779 nt
Organism: Peromyscus eremicus (cactus mouse)
Lineage: Eukaryota; Metazoa; Chordata; Mammalia; Rodentia; Cricetidae
Gene: Mtif2
Product: mitochondrial translational initiation factor 2
Exons: 16
Coding region: 564-2747 (727 amino acids)
Biological process (GO): translational initiation
Molecular function (GO): translation initiation factor activity; GTPase activity; GTP binding
Source: RefSeq, a predicted model, not a curated record